Messenger RNA from Rotaria sp. Silwood2, 885 nucleotides. The record is from the annotation of a GenBank genome assembly. NCBI's taxonomy places the organism in Eukaryota, Metazoa, Rotifera, Eurotatoria, Philodinida, Philodinidae.
AUGACGGAUCGUUCGAAUCGAGAUGUUGAAUAUAUUGUUAUACCAAAUCGAAAACCAAAGAUAACACCACGUUAUUAUUAUUAUGAUGAUGAUGAUGAUGAUAAUGAUUCACAACUAAUUACAACUAGUAGAAGAAUAGUUCGAACAAAACCAAUUGAAGAACCACGAACAAAAUAUCUCGAAAUGAACAAUCUUGAGUCUGAAGAUCGACGACAAAAUGUAACUGAAUUCAAUGAUAAUGGAAUAAAAAUACGUCAGACAAAUGAUGGUGAGCAAAUCAUACUUGACGAAGAUGAUAAUUUUAUCAAAAUAAUUCGAAAUACACGAACACCAACUCCACCAAUUGCUGAAAAUCGACGACUCAGAAUUCGUCGCCAUGAACCUCGAACAGUUUAUUAUGAAACUACAAAUGGUGAUGUAAUAGUACGUCCACCAAAAAAUCAUGAUUUAAUUAAGAAAAGAAGUGAAUAUAUUUAUACUGAUGAUGAACCAACAAAAGUCUUACGAAAAGUAAUUAUUAAGCCUACAAUCAAUGAUUAUGAGACUAUUUAUGAAAAAGAUAAAUCAAAAAAAUAUUCACCAAAAAAAGUUAAGAUGCGAAAACCUAUUAAUGAAAUACCAGUUGAUACUCAUGCUGACUAUGAACAACAACCAAAAUAUGUUCAAAUUGUACGACGACGAAUAAUACCAAGAGAAGUAAUACCAAAAAAAGAAUCACCAACAAAAUAUGUGAUGAUUAGAAAAAAACUCCAUUCCGAACCAGCAUAUACAACAACAUCACCUAUUCCAACAGUGAGAACUAAUCGUCGUAUUGUUUAUGAAGAACCAAAAAAAAAUACAUCAACUAAAUAUGUAUAUGCAACUGAUGGAAAAUAUUACAAAUGA